GGGAGUUUUGUUGAAGUUGCAAAGUCCUGCAGCCUCCAGAGGGCUGUCGGCGCAGUAGCAGAGAGCAGCAGAGUCCGCGCGCUCCGGAGCCCGGCAGUCGAGCGCGAGGCAGCGCGCGCGCUAGCAGCAGCCACCGGAGCCCAAAGCCGGACCACAGCCCUCCCCAGGCGGCCACGCCAUGGAACACCAGCUCCUGUGCUGCGAAGUGGAGACCAUCCGCCGCGCGUACCCGGACACCAACCUCCUCAACGACCGAGUGCUGCGAGCCAUGCUCAAGACCGAGGAGACUUGCGCGCCCUCCGUGUCUUACUUCAAGUGCGUGCAGAGGGAGAUCGUGCCGUCCAUGAGGAAAAUCGUGGCCACCUGGAUGCUGGAGGUCUGUGAGGAGCAGAAGUGCGAGGAGGAGGUCUUCCCGUUGGCCAUGAACUACCUGGACCGCUUCCUAUCGCUGGAGCCCCUGAAGAAGAGCCGCCUGCAGCUGCUGGGUGCCGCCUGCAUGUUCGUGGCCUCCAAGAUGAAGGAGACCAUUCCUCUGACUGCCGAGAAGUUGUGCAUCUACACCGACAACUCUAUCCAGCCGGAGGAGCUGCUGCAAAUGGAACUGCUUCUGGUGAACAAGCUCAAAUGGAACCUGGCCGCCAUGACUCCUCACGAUUUCAUCGAACACUUCCUCUCCAAAAUGCCAGAGGCUGAUGAGAACAAGCAGAUCAUCCGCAAGCAUGCACAGACCUUUGUGGCCCUCUGUGCCACAGAUGUGAAGUUCAUUUCCAACCCGCCCUCCAUGGUGGCUGCUGGGAGUGUGGUGGCUGCGAUGCAAGGCCUGAACCUGGGCAGCCCCAACAACUUCCUCUCCUGCUACCGCACGACGCACUUUCUUUCCAGAGUAAUCAAGUGUGACCCGGACUGCCUCCGUGCCUGCCAGGAACAGAUUGAAGCCCUUCUGGAGUCCAGCCUGCGCCAGGCCCAACAGAACGUAGACCCCAAGGCUACCGAGGAGGAGGGGGAAGCGGAGGAAGAGGCUGAUCUGGCCUGCACACCCACUGACGUGCGAGACGUGGACAUCUGAGGGCUGCCGGGCAGGCGGGUGCCACCAAGUAGCAGCAGCCCGCGAUGAGGAAGGAGCCAGCCCGGGUGCUCCUGACAGAGUCCCUCUCAGGGACAUUUUUGUCACCAGAAGGGGAAGUUUUGUUCUCUUUGUUGGUUGUUUUUCUUUAAUCUUUCUCCUUUCUGACUUAAGCAAAAGAGAAAAAAAAAUACCUGAAAGCAAGAGAGUGAGAGAGAGAUCUACGAGGAUUCACAUCACCCUAAGUGUAGGGAGGGAGGGGGAUGCUACAAAAAUAGGAUUCUGUACCCCAGUAAUCAGCUAGUUUUCUAUUAAUGUGCUUGUCUGUUCUAAGAAUAGGAUUAACACAGAGAAAGUCUCCGGGAGAAUUUUGUUUUUUGUUGUUUUUAAAUGUGUUUAAAACAAAAACAAAACAAAAAAAAAAAAGACAAGAAAUAUUGCUUUAAAAAAGAUGGGAAAAAAAGCAAACCGUUGUUAAAGUAGAAGAGAGGAUUUUAGGUAGAGAAAUGUACUCUGCUUUGCUGAAAAGGCACAGCUUUGGCACAGCCCUCAGCCUCACUCCCCUGCUUGCUCAGUGCAGUCACCUCUGUUACCUGACCAGGGGCGGUCAGACCUCUUCACCUUAUCAAGGGUCAGUGCGACCUCUAGCGGUCUCAUGGCGUGUGGCACCCCCCCCCCCCCAGGGCUCACCUUUCGUGCCCUCUCCCCUCUCCCGACCUGCAGGUUCACAGAGCACCAGCCACACAGCCUAGGUGUCCCCCUCUAUGCAGUAUGCUCCAGUAGAGAGGGGCUGAUAUAGUGACAUAAUAUAUUCUAUUUUUGUAAUCUUCCUAUUUUGUAGUUCCUGUUUAAAGAGAUGCUGGUUUUUGGCCUGACGGCCCUGCAGCCCGCUCACAUCAGGUUAAACCCACAGCUUUUCUUUCGUCGUCUGUGUGUGUGUGGUCUGUUCUGUUUCAUUGUGUUUUCCUUAUCCGUGUUCCAGAACCAUUCCAUUUUCAAAGCACUUUUGGUCAUCUGGCUGGAGGCAGUGUGGCUGCUGUGUGUGUCUGCGGGGGGCUGGGGGUUCUGAUGGAAUGGUUGGGGGGGUGUCCACACAAUUGUUCAGGUGGCUGCACAACAGGUGUGUGGGGCUGGUGGCAUGGGGUGCUUGAGGAGUUCUGCUGGGUCAGGAAGAGAGCUCUCUUCUCGCACCGCCGGGGUCUGUCCUUACAGAGAAGUUGAGUUGAAAGGAUGCUUUGGUGCCAGGUGGUGUUUGGAAGUAGGGACCGUGGGGCAUUACCUGGACAGAGAGGCGAUUCGGGGCGACACUUAGGGAGGCUUUUAAACACUAAAAUGUCUAAUUUAUACUUAAGGCUACAGAAGAAUAUUUAUUGGGAAGGUCUGCCCAUGGCCAGUGUGACUCCUAAAACAAUGCGACCUUCCUUGGUUCAAGCGCACGCCUUCUGCCCUUGCUGGCGAAGGCUUGGUGCAGUGUCUGAGAGAAUGGUCUUUUAUUGGGGAGAGGAGGGUCUCCAAAACCACACAAAGACAGGGAUUUGGUCUGCUUAACUUUCCCAACGCAAAUGGCCCCAUCGGAGAGCCAUCCAAACUGAGGAAAAGUAGGGGACUCCAAAUGAGUUUGAUCCUGGCACAUUCCUGCUGCCGCCCCCAGGUCAGCACCAGUAGGUAAUUUGCACGCCUUGACUUUGUGCCUUUCUAUUUAGGAAGUGUUGAAGGGAGGUGGAGAGCGGGAGGCUGGAGAGAGGACGUGAGGGAAGAAGUGUGGAGGGUUAGAGACCACACGGGACAGGCUGCGGCCCCUUUCACAUAGCGCUGCUACCGAUGACUCCCAGCAUCCCAGACGUUCAGAACCAGAUUUGCGUCGCUUUGUAUCUUUCACGUUGUUUUCGCUGCUAUUGGAGGGUCAGUUUUGUUUUGUUUUUUUUUAUGAUGUCAUAGAUUGCCAUGUUCAAGUUUUAAUUUCCUCAUAGGAGAGUGUAUUUACAGAUGCCCUUUUUUUUUUGUACCUUUUUUAUUAUUAUUAUUGUGACCAAUUUUGGCUUAAUGUGAUUACCGCUGUAUUCCAAAAAGAAAAAGAAAAAAGAAAAAAAACAAAACAGGUUCGUGUUCAUAAUACCUCAUGUUUCACCUAGCCAUGCAUGGGCCUGGCUGGCAGUCUGCCUCCUGGGAACCCUGACGGGGACCAUCCCCGUGCACCUGUCAUGCUGGGCCCUUCAUUUGAUCUGGGACAUAGCAUCACAGCAGUCGGGGCAACUGUAUUGUUCUUUGUUAGUUAUCAAUAUUGUUAUAUUUGUAGCGGCCUGUUGUGCAUGCCACCGUGCUGCUGGGCCCAGAGGAAUUUGUUCUGAGUCUCUGGUGCAUCAUUUAAUCUGUUAGGUUCUAGUGUUCUGUCUUAUUUCGUGUUAAUUACAGCGUUGUGCUAAUUUAAAGACUUGGCCUUGGCGAAGCCAGCUGCAGUGCUGCAGGCCACCCCCCUCCCCCCAAGUUCCCUAGCAAGCUGCCAAACCAAAAUGGUCACCUCCAUGGUCACCACCAGCCUAGCCGAGGCGUCCAAACCAGGCAGGACCCUUGAGGGCUGCUGUGUCCAUGGUGAUGGGUGAGGGUUUGGCCAAAAGGCCAAAUGCUGUUAGUGGGUCCACAGAGUCUGCCCUGUGACAUGAAAGGCUUUGAGGGGCUCUGGCUGGUGGCCAGGUUGGGCUUUGUGUAUUUCUGGUUGACACACCAUGGCGCUUCCCAGCAUGGACAUGUGACCAGCAUGGUCCAGGAAAAAAAAAGACACAAAAAGUCUAGAAAUAAAAUUGGUAAAAUCCCAA
Molecule: messenger RNA, 3876 nt
Organism: Psammomys obesus (fat sand rat)
Lineage: Eukaryota; Metazoa; Chordata; Mammalia; Rodentia; Muridae
Gene: Ccnd1
Product: cyclin D1
Exons: 5
Coding region: 179-1066 (295 amino acids)
Biological process (GO): positive regulation of G1/S transition of mitotic cell cycle; regulation of cyclin-dependent protein serine/threonine kinase activity; mitotic cell cycle phase transition
Cellular component (GO): cytoplasm; nucleus; cyclin-dependent protein kinase holoenzyme complex
Molecular function (GO): cyclin-dependent protein serine/threonine kinase regulator activity
Source: RefSeq, a predicted model, not a curated record